AACAGGGACAAAAUCAGGAAUUAACUCUCCACUAAUUUUUACUAUAAAUGGCACCUUCGGCUGGGAACCGGACUUUACCUCAUCUUAUCAUCAACUGACCACAAAAACCAUUUGAUUCCUAGAAACCCAAACGCCAUUACUUUCUCAAUUCACUGUCCCUAAUUAUAAUUUAUAUUCUUCUCAUUUUAUUCACUUUCCCCUUCUCUGGUUUAGAUUCGUCUCAUCUCAAAAAACACAAGGACACGCUAAUAGUAGUUUGUUGAUUUCGUUAAUUAGGAAUAUAUAUAGUUUUGAAGCAGAGUAUUCAUGGCGUCAGAUGAAAGUAUGACGAUUCUUUCUUCGAUGCAAGAAGAUGAAUACGAUGAUACGGAUGAUGGGUUUUAUCAUCAGCCUCAUCAUUCAUAUACCCAUAACCUCUCCCGGCUCUCUAUGUGUACCAGCUCCAUGUACACCAACGACGAUUACGAGGGGGAUGAUGAUGAUAACGAUUAUGGUGGUGGUGGUGCCGAUAUGAGGAUCUUCAUGUCAAGAUUGUCUGUAGAAAGUUUCGAUGGUGAUGAUGCCGACGAGGAACUGUCCGAUGUAGAAAAGGAAGGCAAGCAUAAUCAGUUGCUGGGGCUCUCGUCGGACUCUGACAAAGAACCCGGUUGUUAUUCCCUGCCGGUGACGCCGCCGCGGCCGAGGAGAACUCGUGGUGGGUUAGGGGUAAAUCAGGCUCUUGUGGGGGCUAAGGAUUACGCGAGUGAGAAUGAAGCCCAAAAGGGUAUGUUGAAGAGGAAAACGAGGAGGAAUAAUUUGAGAAAGAGGAGGUUAGUGAAGGAGAGUAUUAGUGGGAAAAGUAGUAGAAAGAGAGAAGAAGAAAGUGGGGUUUAUGGGUAUGGAUACGCGUAUGGGGUGAAUUAUAGUGUGAGUGGGGAGAGCGAGGGAGGAGGAGGCGGCGGUGGCGGUGGAGUUGUGGUGAUAACAAGGCCGAAAGGAGGAAGGAGAUCUCUGUGUAUGGACCUGGAAGAAGUAAAGGCUUGCAGAGAUCUUGGGUUUGAGUUGGAGCAUGAGCGAAUGGUGGAGAUGCCGAGUCGAGUUUCUCUGUCAGGGUCAACUCUUGAAACCAGUAGUGGUGGUAAUUCUCCCAUCGCCAACUGGCGCAUCUCUAGCCCUGGUGAUGACCCCAGAGAUGUUAAGGCUCGGCUUAAGGUGUGGGCACAGGCGGUGGCUCUUGCCUCGACUUCUCGCCAUGUUUCCUAAAUUAUCUUUCACAAUCAUACCCACCUUCCUGAUUUUACCACUCCUUACUUCUCUAAACUAUACUAGCUAUUUUAGCCACGAAACGUUUCUAUUUCGUUUUUGAUUCCUACAAAAACCGCCAUUUUGCAUUUUGGAGCUUCUUUCUUUGUUUUCCUGUUCUGGGUUUUUGCUGCUCUGGGAACUUGAGGUUGAGCUUCAAUUGACUCCUCCAAUUUCUCUUAUUUUCUUCUUCUUCUUCUUCUUCUUCUUCUUCUUCUCCUUGGUGUGUAUAUAAUUCUCUUAUGUAAAUAUGACAGAACCAAAGGUGUCCCCAAGCAACAGGCUUUUCUUACUAUAUGAGACGCAGUUCAUCAGCUUAACUAUAUACUCCUAUAUAACCUUCUUGUAGCUAUUUCUAGCUUACUGUACAAGCAUGAGUCACAGUCACCGGGCUUUUCAAUCGUAUCAAUAUACAGUGUGGGUGUUAAUUAUUCCAAAUUUAGAGAACAUGUAUAGCUGCUGCAAUUCUUUUUGGGAAACGCGUGUUAGAUACGGUUGAUUGAUUUUGCAUGCCGUGAUUGUGAUUUGGAGUGUGUUUGUUUAUGAGAAAUUCUAGCUCACUUGA
Molecule: messenger RNA, 1846 nt
Organism: Carica papaya (papaya)
Lineage: Eukaryota; Viridiplantae; Streptophyta; Magnoliopsida; Brassicales; Caricaceae
Source: RefSeq, a predicted model, not a curated record